CCAUUUUACAUAUGUCGGAGACGUCUGUCGCACAGAUGCAUAAAGUUCUGUAGUUCUUUUCAAUGUUAAAGAAAGUUUCAUAUUAACUAAAUGUAUAUCGAGUGCUCAGAACUAUGAAAAGAUGUAUUUUCUUCAGAGACUUAUAAAGGAUUCCAUAAAAGUUCUGGGCACUGGUGGAUUUCUCUUUGUCUCAUACCUCACGGCAGCAGGUGAUGAGCAAUUCUAUGCCAAUCAGCUUGUGCCUGCACUGCAAAGAAUCGUGGGAGCCGAGACGGCUCAUGUGAUGGCAAUACGGUUCAUCAGUCUGGGUCUGGUACCAUACAGUAGGUUCCAGGAUCCAGCCUCACUGGAAGUGAACGUAUUUGGCCAGCGAUUUAAGAAUCCGGUUGGGAUUGCGGCCGGCUUUGACAAGCAUGGGGAAGCGAUGGAUGGGCUGUACCGUAUGGGGUUCGGGUUUGUGGAGGUCGGCACGGUGACUCCCCUGCCCCAGGAUGGGAACCCUAAACCACGCGUGUUUAGGCUGACAGUAGAUCAGGCAGUGAUCAACCGGUAUGGCUUUAACAGUUGUGGCUUAACUGCUGUCCAAGAGAGACUCAAAGCCAGGGAGGUUACCCAGGCAGAGCAUACACAAGCUGGUCAACCUAUUGGCAUCAACCUGGGCAAGAACAAACUGUCUCAGGAUGCGGUAGCUGACUACCUGGAGGGGGUGCGAAAACUCGGACCCCUGGCCGACUACCUGGUAGUGAACGUGAGCAGCCCCAACACUCCAGGGCUGAGGGAUCUACAAGGCAAGGAAGAACUGCGUCACCUGCUGCAGAAGGUUCUGAAAGAGCGGGAUGGCUUACAAUCUGGGCGACGGCCACCCAUUCUGGUGAAGAUUGCGCCUGAUCUCACCUCCCAGGGCAAGCAGGACAUAGCUGAUAUCAUCACUGAGCUGGGUGUGGAUGGCUUGAUCAUCUGCAACACCACCGUGUCCAGACCCCCGAUGCUGAAAGACCCCCAGAAGUGCGAAGCAGGUGGUCUGAGCGGUGCCCCCCUAAGAGAAAUGUCCACUGCCACUGUGCGAGAGAUGUACAGCUUAACCAGAGGGAAAGUGCCCAUAGUUGGUGUUGGAGGUAUAGCUAGUGGACAGGAUGCCUUGGAUAAGAUUCGUGCUGGUGCAUCAUUGGUCCAGCUAUAUACAGCGUUUACAUAUCAAGGACCACCCAUUGUCACCAGAAUCAAACGGGAACUGGCACAGCUACUGAAGGAGCAGGGAUUCAAAAGCAUCUUGGAUGCAGUGGGGGCUGAUCACUGGAUGGUGGAUGGGAAAAUGCAGGAGGUUCCAGAACGGGGCUGUAAAAGCUAAGCCAGAAAUGAGGCCGCAGACUUUGCAGAAGAUACCCACAUCCACAAAAGUAUCAAAAUAUGGUCAAGAUAUCCGGGACAGAAGAAAAUAGCGUACCUACAGAGUUUGUGGAGUUAUGUAAACAUCAGUGUAUGAAAUGUGCUUCAUAAAGUUCUUUUUUCUUAAAAAAAAAAAACAAAUUUGUAAUGCAUGAUCAUGGUAAAGCACACUCCACUGUAGGGGUCAGAACACUCAUGAGCACUGAGUGCCCUUCAAGUUGUCACAAAGCUAAUACCAGCUUGAACAGGGGUUCUCAAACACCCCAUCUGCUGUCUUCAAAAGGUUAGGCACACCUGUCCUAAAGAAUAUGGGACAGGUUGUCUGACCAAAGCAGACAUGUUCCCUCUAGUGGCAGCAGAGUUUACUGACAAGGGUAAUGGCUCAGACCAUUUAUAAUUGUACAUUUACAAUCAAUAUUUCAUUUUUUAAAGUGUUAUGAAAAACUGAAUAAAGACGUUUGUAAAUGUA
This is a messenger RNA of Brienomyrus brachyistius, 1855 nucleotides long. RefSeq names its product dihydroorotate dehydrogenase (quinone), mitochondrial-like. Bases 122 to 1348 code for a protein of 408 amino acids. Lineage: Eukaryota; Metazoa; Chordata; Actinopteri; Osteoglossiformes; Mormyridae. Gene Ontology annotation, biological process: pyrimidine ribonucleotide biosynthetic process; 'de novo' pyrimidine nucleobase biosynthetic process. The record is from RefSeq and is a predicted model, not a curated record. The transcript is spliced from 9 exons. Gene Ontology annotation, molecular function: dihydroorotate dehydrogenase activity. Gene Ontology annotation, cellular component: mitochondrial inner membrane; cytoplasm.